UUAUCCAGAACCUUUAAUCUAUUGCACUAUUUGAAUGCAGCCUGAAAGAUGCUUCCUGUGGGACUGAAUCCUGUGCACAGCAGUGAUGGAGAGGAUGAAUGCAAAUGGAAAUGAUUGGAUGAGAGACGUCAUUCUUUGCUACAAAGGAAAAAAAAAAACACAGAAGGGAGGAAGGACAGAAAUAAAUCAGCUGUAUUGCAGAGAGCUUUAGUCAAAAGGCUGCCAGAGCUCAGCAGCUUCUCCUCUUCUCUCUGUGAUGAUGGAGACUCUAGAAGAAGUUGAACUCUGCUUUCCACAACUCUUCAACACUUCCUGCCAGAAGCCAAAGCGUUCUCACUUUGAGAUCAUAAUGUCUUACAUUAUACUGUCCUCCAUCACUGUGCUCACCACAACUCUGAACCUGCUGGUCAUCAUCUCUAUCUCACACUUCAAGCAGCUCCACACCCCCACCAACCUCCUCCUUCUCUCUCUGGCUGUCUCAGAUUUCUUUGUGGGCCUCCUCAUGUUCUUUCAAAUUAUGCUCAUAGAUGGCUGCUGGUACCUCGGUGACAUUGUGUGUGUUCUGUAUCUGUAUCUAGGAUAUAUUAUUACUUCUACCUCAGUAGGAAAUAUGGUGCUGAUAUGUGCUGACCGCUACGUGGCUAUUUGUCAUCCUCUGCAUUACUCCACCAAAGUCACUCAAAAAAGAGUUCAAGUCUGUGUUUCUCUGUGUUGGAUAUGUUCUGUGAUCUUUCAAAGUCUGGUUCUUCAGAAUAACUUGGAACAACCAGGCAGUGCUAUUUCUUGCAUUGGUGAGUGUGUGGGUGUCAGUAACAACAUUGCAGAAUUUGCUGAUCUGGUUUUAUCCUUUAUCGGUCCUGUUAUUGUCAUCAUAGUUCUGUAUAUGAGAGUAUUUGUGGUGGCUGUGUCUCAGGCUCGUGCCAUGCGGUCUCAUAUUGUAGCUGUCACACUUCAGGGUCCAGUGAAAGUAAAUGUUAAGAAAUCUGAGAUCAAAGCAGCCAGGACUCUUGGUGUUGUUGUAGUUGUUUUUCUAAUAUGCCUCUGCCCAUAUUACAUUGUGGUCCUUACAGCCCCGGAUACUUUGCUCAUUGCUUCAUCAGCUGCAUUUGUGAUAUGUAUGUUCUAUUUUAAUUCAUGUUUAAACCCGAUUAUCUAUGCCUUCUUCUACCCCUGGUUCAGAAAAUGUCUUAAACUCAUUAUUACACUUAAGAUAAUGCAGCCUGGCUCCUGUGAGGCCAGCAUACUAUAG
Molecule: messenger RNA, 1249 nt
Organism: Micropterus salmoides (largemouth bass)
Lineage: Eukaryota; Metazoa; Chordata; Actinopteri; Centrarchiformes; Centrarchidae
Product: trace amine-associated receptor 13c-like
Exons: 2
Coding region: 257-1249 (330 amino acids)
Biological process (GO): G protein-coupled receptor signaling pathway
Cellular component (GO): membrane
Molecular function (GO): trace-amine receptor activity
Source: RefSeq, a predicted model, not a curated record